GUCAUUCCUCGUCCCCCCCACCACGGAGGCCAGGGGGAUUCCCCCUCCUCGGACCUAGCGGUGAGGGGGCCCCGGAGCAGCAUGGCGGCGUCCGUGCAGCCUUAGGGGAAAGGGGGUUUGCUGUCGCUGCCCGGCGGGACGCUGACACGCCCGAGCUCUCUGCGACCCCGACGUCAGGAAGCGAGUCCUGAGAGGUGGGCAGCGCCAGUGAUUGGCCGCCCACUCCCAUCGGCUAGCGGCAGAGUCGCGAGUAACUCACCGGCAUGAGCAACAUCUACAUCCAGGAACCUCCCACCAACGGGAAGGUUUUAUUGAAGACUACAGCUGGAGAUAUUGACAUAGAAUUGUGGUCCAAAGAAGCUCCUAAAGCUAGCAGAAAUUUCAUUCAGCUAUGUAUGGAAGCCUAUUAUGACAACACCAUUUUCCAUAGAGUUGUACCUGGUUUUAUAGUCCAAGGUGGGGAUCCUACUGGCACGGGGGCUGGCGGAGAGUCCAUCUAUGGAGCCCCAUUCAAGGAUGAAUUUCACUCUCGAUUACGUUUUAAUCGGAGAGGACUGGUUGCCAUGGCAAAUGCAGGUCCUCAUGAUAAUGGCAGCCAGUUUUUCUUUACACUGGGCCGAGCAGAUGAACUUAAUAACAAGCAUACAAUCUUUGGGAAGGUUACAGGGGAUACAAUAUAUAACAUGCUACGAUUGACGGAAGUUGACAUUGAUGAUGAUGAGAGACCAAGGAACCCACACAAAAUAAAAAGUUGUGAGGUUUUGUUUAACCCUUUUGAUGACAUCAUUCCAAGAGAAAUAAAAAAGAAUAAAAAAGAGAAGCCAGAGGAGGAAGUAAAGAAAUUGAAGCCCAAAGGCACAAAAAAUUUUAGUUUGCUUUCAUUUGGAGAAGAAGCAGAGGAAGAAGAAGAGGAAGUAAACCGAGUUAGUCAGAGUAUGAAGGGGAAAAGCAAAAGUAGUCAUGAUUUGCUUAAGGAUGAUCCGCAUCUCAGUUCUGUUCCAGUUGUUGAAAGUGAAAAGGGUGAUGCAGCAGAAGAUUCAGAUGAUAAUGGAGAAUAUGAAAGUGGAGAGCAUGACGAAAGCAUUGAUGGUGAUGACAAGAACCUGAUGAGAGAAAGAAUUGCAAAAAAGUUAAAAAAGGAUACAAGUACAAAUGUUAAAUCAGCUGGAGCUGGAGAAGCGGAGAAAAAAUCACUUAGUCGCAGUGAAGAACUCAGAAAAGAAGCAAGACAAUUAAAGAGAGAACUCUUAGCAGCCAAACAAAAAAAAAUAGAAAAUGCAUCAAAACAAGCUGAAAAAAAAAGUGAAGAGGAAGAGGCUGCUCCUGAUGGUGCUGUUGCAGAAUACAGAAGAGAAAAGCAGAAGUAUGAAGCUUUGAGGAAGCAGCAAGCAAAGAAAGGAGCUUCCAGGGAAGACCAGACCCUUGCACUGCUGAACCAGUUUAAAUCUAAACUCACGCAAGCAAUUGCUGAAACUCCUGAAAAUGACGUUUCUGAAACAGAAGUAGAAGAUGAUGAAGGAUGGAUGUCACAUGUGCUCCAGUUUGAGGAUAAAAGCAGAAAAGUGAAAGAUGCAAGCAUGCAAGACUCUGACACGUUUGAAAUCUAUGAUCCUCGGAAUCCAGUGAACAAAAGAAGAAGGGAAGAAAGCAAAAAGCUGAUGAGAGAGAAAAAGGAAAGAAAAUAAAAAUGAGAGUAAUGAUAACCAGAUCUAGCUGGUAAUGUUCCUGUGUUAAAUGGCCCCAUAACAGCCAUUGUUCCCUAUAACAUCACUCAAGGGUGUGAAAAGAAGUAUUUUGAACCUGUUGUCUGGUUUUGAAAAACUAUUAUGUAAAUUGUGGAAAGACAUAAGCAGAUACUUUUGGUUAUUGAUAUAUGCUUUUAUCCCCUGUUGACCUUUUAUAUUGCUAAACUGAAAUAAAAUAACUUUCUUUCCAGUUUACACGUUAACCAUG
This is a messenger RNA of Sorex araneus (European shrew), 1953 nucleotides long. RefSeq names its product CWC27 spliceosome associated cyclophilin (gene CWC27). NCBI's taxonomy places the organism in Eukaryota, Metazoa, Chordata, Mammalia, Eulipotyphla, Soricidae. Bases 264 to 1685 code for a protein of 473 amino acids. Gene Ontology annotation, biological process: protein peptidyl-prolyl isomerization; protein folding. The transcript has 14 exons. Gene Ontology annotation, cellular component: catalytic step 2 spliceosome. Gene Ontology annotation, molecular function: peptidyl-prolyl cis-trans isomerase activity. The record is from RefSeq and is a predicted model, not a curated record.